This is a messenger RNA of Trichoderma harzianum CBS 226.95, 1854 nucleotides long. RefSeq lists its product as hypothetical. Bases 1 to 1854 code for a protein of 617 amino acids. Gene Ontology annotation, molecular function: FAD binding. The transcript has 4 exons. Lineage: Eukaryota; Fungi; Ascomycota; Sordariomycetes; Hypocreales; Hypocreaceae. The record is from RefSeq and is a predicted model, not a curated record.
AUGGAAGAAACACAAGUUCUCAUUGUUGGUGCUGGGCCUUCCGGCCUGGCUCUUGGUCUUGCACUGGCCAGAUUUCAAGUCAGAUCUGUCAUCCUUGAGAAAGACAGUGAAGUGACUACAGACCCUCGGGGUGUAUAUCUCACAGGAGACGCUGUGAGGAUCCUCUAUGACUUGGGACUAGAGAAUGAGGUAUCUACUAUCGGACAUGAGGUUCAUAAGAUCAGUUUUCAUCGAUCCACGUUCGGCACGAAGCCAUACUAUCGUAUGAACAUCGGCACGCGGGAUGUCCUACAGCAGGCAGUACCGGAGGGAAUCUUGCAGAGCCAACCACGGCUAGAGAGCGCACUUCGGGAGAAAGUGAGGAACUCUAGAUAUUGCACCCUCCGAACAGCCUGCCGUGUGAUAAAAAUAACACAUGAUGAUUUGCCAAGCGCCGAGUACAUCGACGGGCAAGAAAAAAGCCAUCAGAUUAGGAGUGAGUGGUUAGUGGGCGCUGAUGGCAAAGUAGGCAUUGUACGAAAGCACUUUCUGGAGCCGACCGCGGGCAUCAUUCAGGAAGAAGGAAAAUAUCCGUACAACGGAACUUGGAUUGCGGCUAAUUUAAAAAUUACGAUUCCAACGCCACAGACACACCCGACCUAUCCUUUGUGGGAUCUUGGGUACUCUCCUGAAGCGGUAUACGACCUCUUCUGGCCAGAAGGGUGGCACUUUUGUGGCCCUCCCGGUAAGGCAACAGCAACGGGGCGAUUUGGUCCACCUAAAGAGAGGAUGUGGAGGCAUGAGCUAUGUCAGUCCGACUGGGAUGACUCUAUGGAUGCAGAGUCUCUGUUUUGGGAGCAUCUCAAGCCUAUGAUCACGAGAGAAAGGGAUGACGAUCGAGGGUGCGAUUUCUCUUCUCCCAUACCGUUUCCUGUGGAUUGUAUCACGAUCCUCCGUUGCAGACCGUACAGAUUCGCUCAUAAAGUCGUCAAUCGUUGGUUUCACAAACAUGUCGUUCUUAUUGGAGAUGCGGCGCAUGUGUUCCCCCCUUUCGCCGGUCAGGGUAUAGCAAGCGGCGUGAGAGAUGCGCAUCAGCUGGCGUGGCGCCUUGCCUUGCUCCUCCGGUCCAAGUCUCAAGGCGAAGCACUGGUCAAUAACAUACUGGGUUCCUGGGCUCUUGAGCGGCGGAAAAGCGUGGAUGAUGCAGCCAAGUUUACAAUGUUAAACGGCUAUUUGUGUAACAACGAGCCAUCAAUCUGGCUCCGCAUGCUGCUACAUCUAGCAAUGUUUCUCGAGUCUAACCAAUUUUCUUUCCAGUUUCUAGACCCCCAAGCUAUCGUGGAGCGCCGUGGAUUCACCCACGUACAAGGAGGGCUUUUUCUCGAGAACAGUCACGGCGGCGCUCGACUCAUGCAGAUGUAUGUGCAGUCGAUCAAAGGCGUGUCCAUCUUAUCAGACACACUACUGCGAUCCGGUGAUUGCAUCUUCACGAUUGUCGCUAUAUGUAAUGGUGUUGAUGAUAGCCGAAUUUACCAAGACGCAAAAGAGGCUGUUGAGGGCUCAGGAAUGGACCCAGCCGUUUUAUCAACAUCGUCAAUUGUGCUGCUCAGUCCAGGUUACAGCGGCGAAUGUAUCAAACCAGUCGAAUCCGUCAGCGGAGAGCAAAUCCAGGUGUUCUCGCCAGCAAUGCAUCCUGGUGGGCAGCCCGGAAUGAGCCCUCAACAGAAUGGUCAUGCAUAUCUGGAUCGCCUCGGACGUUCAACACGGUUUGCCAUCAUACGCCCUGAUUUUUUUGUCUUUUCCUGCUGCAAGAAUGUCAAGGAGCUAGAGCAAUCUCUUUCACUACUGAAGAAGAGACUAGUUCCUCAGAAGUAG